AUGGGAACCCCCGAGAAAGUCGACUUUGCCUAUCCUUCGGGAUUCAAGCUGGCGUUGCUGAUGAUAUCCAUAUUCGUUGGCAUGUUCCUAGUGGCCUUGGAUAAACUUAUCAUCUCCACGGCCACCCCCGCAAUCACCGACGAGUUUCACGCCGCCGACAAUGUCGGGUGGUAUGGCACCUCUUAUUUACUCACCAACUGCACCUUUCUUCUGGUAUUCGGGAAACUAUAUACCUUCCUGAAUGUCAAAGUCACCUUCGUCUCAGCCGUUGUCCUGUUUGAGGUGGGCUCCGCGAUCUGCGGGGCGGCACCGAAUUCAAUGGCUUUCAUCAUCGGCAGGGCGAUUGCUGGUUUAGGGGCAGGAGGUAUUCAGUCUGGUGUCCUUGCAAUUAUUGUUUACGCCGUUCCGCUGCAGAAAAGACCCCAAUACCAGGGCCUAUUUGGUGCCGUGUACGGGAUUGCAUCGGUGAUCGGCCCAUUUGUUGGUGGAGCUUUUACCACAGACGUCACUUGGAGAUGGUGCUUUUAUAUCAAUCUUCCCUUGGGAGGCAUGGUCUUGGUGUUUGUCCUUUUCUUACUCCGUGUUCCAAGCAAUUCCUCCACAAUCGACACUUGGAAAGAAAAGUUGCGGCAUCUCAACAUAGAGGGCCUGGUUGCUCUCUUUCCUGGUGUAAUAUGCCUGUGUUUGGCCCUGCAAUGGGGUGGCUUCACGUAUAGUUGGAGUGACGGACGCAUUAUCGCGCUACUUGUGGUCGCUGUUGUACUUUUGAUCGCCUUUAUCUUGAUCCAGAUUUGGAAGUCGGAUCAAGCCACGGUGCCUCCACACAUCUUCAUGCAGCGCAGUAUUGCUGGCGGGUUCUGGGCUAAUGUGGAGGUACCAGUUUAUUUUCUUCCAAUUUGGUUCCAAACCAUUAAAAGUGACCGGGCCGUCGAGAGCGGCAUCGACCUCCUCCCCAUGGUUCUUUCGUUGGUCGUUUCGUCUAUUCUCAGCGGAGUGCUUACUACUCGGAUUGGCUAUUAUAUGCCCUUCUUGCUCUCCGGCAUUUGUCUCUCGGCGGUCGGCGCCGGCGUGCUUACUACUCUCCGAGUCAACUCAUCCAUGGGUCAAUGGAUCGGGUAUCAGAUUCUAUAUGGGUUUGGUUUAGGCGCUUGCUUCCAGGCACCCAACAUGGCUGCGCAGACAAUACUACAGCGCAACGAAGUAUCGAUCGGUGCGUCUCUCAUGCUUUUCUCUCAAACACUUUUUGGCUCUAUCUUCGUCUCAGUCGGCCAGAACGUCCUCGAUGGACAACUCACCAAGCGCCUUGCUGGGAUUGCAAGCAUCACACGACAGCAAAUCCAAGCUGCUGGCGUCACGGGUCUCUUUAAGGUUAUCCCACCGCAGUACCAUAACAGAGUUUUGGAAGCUUAUAAUGACUCCCUCGGUGUGUGCUUUCAAGUUGCUCUCAUCAUGGUUUGCCUCUCUAUACCUGGUGGUCUCUGUAUGGAGUGGCGCAAUGUCAAGAAGCAAGAGGACAAUGAGGGCAAGAAUAGUGUUGAGGAAGGCAAGAAUCGGGGUAACCAAAGCCCUGAUAAUGAUGGGGAAGGGCAGACUCAGUCUAUAUAG
This is a messenger RNA of Penicillium riverlandense, 1605 nucleotides long. RefSeq names its product MDR family MFS transporter. Lineage: Eukaryota; Fungi; Ascomycota; Eurotiomycetes; Eurotiales; Aspergillaceae. Gene Ontology annotation, molecular function: transmembrane transporter activity. The record is from RefSeq and is a predicted model, not a curated record. Bases 1 to 1605 code for a protein of 534 amino acids. Gene Ontology annotation, biological process: transmembrane transport. The transcript is spliced from 5 exons.